UCACUGUUCAGUCCGAUCACGACUGCCAACCGGUUCGGAACUGUGUUUAGAGACUCUUCUCGUAGAGACGCCAGUGCCACGUGUUUUGCUAGUUUUUGCAUUUUUCGUGCCAUUCCGUGAAGUUAAGCUACCAUUUUUAGUUUGUAUCUGAAGCGACUGUUUCUGUGAUCCUUAUGAUAUAAGUUUCAGUUCUACAAUUGCUACGUGUUUCCUAAAUUUGGAAGAAACAUUCCGUGUAAGUGCAUAGACAUUGAAGGCUAACUAAGUAUUCGAAAACCUGUUUUUCACAACCAACGGACCACCAUGCCCGCUACACUGGUUCUGGAGGAUGGGACCGUAGUGCACGGUGAGAGUUUCGGGGCGGAGGUGGACUCCGAUGGGGAGGUCGUCUUCCAGACGGGGAUGGUCGGUUAUCCGGAAUCGAUGACCGAUCCGUCCUACCAUGAGCAAAUAUUGGUGCUGACCUACCCGUUGAUCGGGAACUACGGCAUUCCGGAUGAAGACCUGGACGAGCGUGGGUUGAUGUUGCACUUUGAGUCUAAUAACAAGGUCUGGACUUCGGGGCUGGUGGUAGGGGAAAUAUGCGAGACACCGUCGCACUGGCGGAGUAAGCUGACACUGUCCCAAUGGAUGAAGAAGCAUGGAGUUCCUGGGAUCAGUGGAGUCGAUACGCGAGCGUUGACCAAGAAGAUUCGGGAGAAUGGAACGAUUUUGGGCAAAAUCGUCCAGGGCCACGUGUUGAGUGCCGCCGGCAUCGCAUUCCAGAACCAAAACCUACGCAAUCUGGUUGCUGAAGUUUCUCUCUCCAGGGCGGUCUCCUACAACGAGUCAGGAUCGCCCCGAAUUUGUGCCAUCGAUUGCGGGCUCAAGCUGAAUCAGGUCCGAUGCUUCAUCAGUCGGGGAGCUCGCGUCGACGUUGUCCCGUGGAAUGCCCAACUGAAUCCGGAGAACUACGAUGGUCUGUUCCUGAGCAACGGCCCCGGAGAUCCAAUCAUGUGCAAGGACACCGUUGCCAACAUUCGGCAGCUGCUGGGGGAGGGAUCGGUAGUGAAACCGAUCUUUGGGAUAUGUUUGGGGCAUCAGCUGCUUUCCACGGCUGCGGGAUGUAAGACCUACAAGAUGAAGUACGGAAAUCGGGGUCACAAUCUGCCGUGCAUUCACAAGGGAACCAAGCGGUGUUUCAUGACGUCACAGAAUCACGGAUUUGCGGUGGAUGCGUCGCGACUACCCGCCGGUUGGGAAGAACUGUUUACAAAUAUAAAUGACCAUACAAACGAAGGAAUCGUUCACACAACCAAACCGUACUAUAGUGUUCAGUUCCAUCCGGAGCAUACAGCAGGACCUGAGGACUUGGAAGUAUUGUUUGACGUAUUUUUAGACACUGUCAAUGCAUAUAAGGCUUCGGGAUCGGAUAAUCAAACAGUGAAAGAGCGGCUGAACAAAGCAUUGGCUUAUCAGCCCAAGCAGGAGAUCGAUACGACUCGUCCGAAGAAAGUGUUGAUUCUAGGAUCCGGAGGGUUGUCGAUUGGUCAAGCAGGCGAAUUCGAUUAUUCUGGGUCACAAGCUAUUAAAGCGUUGAAGGAGGAGCGGAUUCAAACCGUGUUGAUUAAUCCGAACAUUGCGACCGUGCAGACAUCCAAGGGCUUGGCCGAUAAGGUUUACUUCUUGCCAUUGACGCCGAAUUACGUAGAGCAGGUAAUCAAGGCUGAGAGACCAGGAGGAGUUCUACUAACGUUCGGUGGUCAAACCGCCUUGAACUGUGGUAUUGAACUGCAGAAGGCGAAAAUUUUCGAGCGAUAUAACGUUAAGAUCAUGGGAACUCCAAUCACUUCGAUCAUUGAAACCGAAGACCGGAAGAUUUUUGCGGAUCGAGUGGCUGAAAUCGGAGAAAAGGUUGCACCAUCGGACGCAGUGUAUUCGAUUCAGGAAGCUCUCGACGCCGCAGAAAAGAUUGGCUACCCUGUGAUGGCUAGAGCAGCAUUUGCUUUGGGGGGUCUCGGGUCUGGUUUUGCCAAUAAUCGGGAGGAGCUGAAGGUGUUGGCACAGCAGGCGUUAGCCCAUUCGACCCAAUUGAUCAUCGAUAAAUCCCUCAAGGGUUGGAAGGAAGUUGAAUAUGAAGUGGUACGCGAUGCGUACGACAACUGUAUUACCGUUUGUAACAUGGAGAACGUGGAUCCGCUGGGAAUCCAUACCGGAGAAAGCAUCGUGGUUGCUCCCUCGCAAACUCUGUCCAAUCGCGAAUACAACAUGCUUCGUACAACGGCGAUUAAGGUUAUCCGUCACUUCGGAGUUGUCGGAGAAUGCAACAUCCAGUACGCGUUGAACCCAUUUUCCGAAGAGUACUACAUCAUCGAGGUAAAUGCUCGUCUCUCCAGAAGUUCGGCCCUGGCCAGUAAAGCAACCGGAUACCCAUUGGCUUAUGUGGCGGCGAAGCUCGCUCUAUCCAUUCCUCUACCGGAGAUCAAAAACUCAGUGACGGGAGUUACGACAGCGUGUUUCGAACCCAGCCUGGAUUACUGCGUAGUCAAAAUGCCGCGAUGGGAUCUUUCCAAGUUUGCCAGGGUAAGCAAACAUAUCGGAAGUUCUAUGAAAAGUGUUGGCGAAGUUAUGGCAAUCGGACGGAAGUUCGAAGAAGCUUUUCAGAAGGCAUUGCGAAUGGUGGACAAUGUGAAUGGUUUUGACCCGUACUUGAUAAAAAUGAACGAACAGGAGUUGAAGCAACCGACUGAUAAGCGAAUGUUUGUACUGGCGGCAGCGUUGAGAAAGGGUUAUACGGUUGAUCAAAUCUACGAGUUGACCCAGAUUGACCGAUGGUUUCUGGUGAAAAUGAAAAAUAUUAUCGAUUUUGGACAGCGGCUGGAAAAGUUAUCGGCGAUACCGGAGAAGGAUAUGCUUUUGGAAGCCAAAAAGAUCGGUUUCUCUGAUAAGCAGAUCGCGGAGUUGAUCAAGAGCACGGAGCUGGCGGUUCGGAUGCAGCGUAAAGAUACGGGAGUGUUGCCGUUUGUAAAGCAGAUAGAUACGGUGGCAGGAGAAUGGCCAGCGUCUACAAACUAUCUAUAUUUAACGUACAAUGCUACCAAUGACGACCUUGACUUCCCCGGACAGUACACAAUGGUUAUCGGAUCGGGUGUCUAUCGUAUUGGAAGCUCGGUAGAAUUCGAUUGGUGUGCUGUUGGGUGUUUACGAGAGUUGCGGAAUCUCGGGAGAAAAACUAUUAUGGUCAAUUACAAUCCGGAAACUGUUAGUACGGAUUACGACAUGUGCGAUCGUUUGUACUUUGAGGAGAUUUCCUUCGAAGUAGUCAUGGAUAUUUACGAUAUUGAACAACCGGACGGAAUUAUUCUUUCAAUGGGUGGUCAACUUCCGAAUAACAUCGCCAUGGAUUUGCAUCGUCAACAGGCAAGAAUUCUGGGAACAUCGCCCGAAUCUGUGGACGGAGCUGAAAAUCGAUUCAAGUUCUCCCGUAUGUUGGACAGAAAAGGCAUACUUCAGCCUCGCUGGAAGGAGUUGACUAAUCUUCAAUCAGCGAUUGACUUUUGUGAAGAGGUGGGCUAUCCCUGCCUGGUCCGACCAUCUUACGUACUAUCUGGAGCUGCUAUGAAUGUUGCCUAUUCCAACCAGGACCUGGAAACAUAUUUGAAGCAUGCCUCCGAUGUAAGCAAAGAACAUCCGGUGGUGAUCUCCAAGUUCUUAGUCGAGGCUAAAGAAAUCGACGUAGAUGCUGUGGCUGCGGAUGGUGAGAUCCUGUGUAUGGCCGUUUCUGAACACGUCGAGAACGCUGGUGUUCACUCCGGUGAUGCUACGUUGGUAACUCCACCACAGGACAUCAACCACGAAACUUUGGAACGCAUCAAACAAAUCGCUAGGGAUAUUGCUGCUCUAUUGGACGUAACGGGACCAUUCAACAUGCAGCUUAUUGCGAAGAAUAACGAACUUAAGGUGAUCGAGUGCAACGUGAGAGUAUCGCGAUCCUUCCCAUUCGUGUCCAAAACGUUGAACCACGAUUUUGUAGCGAUGGCCACGAGGGUAAUCGUCGGGAUGAGUGUGGAACCUGUAGAUGUGCUGCAUGGGUGUGGAAAGGUGGGCGUCAAGGUUCCACAGUUCAGUUUCUCCCGUUUGGCCGGAGCAGAUGUGAUGUUGGGGGUGGAAAUGGCAUCGACCGGCGAGGUGGCUUGCUUCGGAGAUAAUCGAUACGAGGCGUACCUCAAAGCAAUGAUGUCAACCGGUUUCCAGAUACCGAAGCGAGCCAUUUUGCUUAGCAUUGGCAGUUUCAAGCACAAAAUGGAACUUUUGCCUUGCAUCCGUAUCCUGCACAAGAUGGGAUACAAGCUAUACGCUUCGAUGGGAACCGGAGAUUUCUACACCGAACAUGGCGUUGACGUGGAAUGUGUACAAUGGACGUUCGACGCAGCCGUAACCGGCGAAGACAACGGUAGCGUCGGAGAGCUGAGACAUCUGGCCGAAUUUCUGGCCAACAAGCAGUUCGACAUGGUUAUCAAUCUACCGAUGAGGGGUGGCGGAGCCCGCCGUGUUAGUUCAUUCAUGACCCAUGGCUAUCGCACUCGCCGGCUGGCAGUUGAUUACUCCAUUCCUUUGGUUACGGACGUCAAAUGUACUAAGCUACUGGUGGAGGCAAUGCACCGAAUAGGGCGUGCUCCACCGAUGAAAACGCACACGGAUUGCAUGUCUUCGAGAACCAUGGUCAAGAUGCCCGGUUUCAUCGAUGUUCACGUGCACUUGCGAGAGCCAGGGGCGACUUAUAAGGAGGAUUUCAGUUCAGGAACUGCAGCGGCGUUGGCUGGAGGUGUCACCUUGGUGUGCGCUAUGCCCAAUACGAAUCCACCGAUCGUGGACAGACAAUCAUUCCAAUUGUUCCAAGAUCUUGCUCAGAAGGGAGCCCGAUGUGACUAUGCAUUAUUUGUCGGGGCUUCCUCCACUAACUUCUCCAGCAUCAGUGAACUCGCACCGCAAGCUGCCGCUCUAAAAAUGUACUUGAAUCAGACAUUUACCACCUUGAAGCUGAACGACAUGCUCGUAUGGCAGAAGCAUCUAUCGAACUGGCCUAAGCGAGCCCCACUGUGCGUUCAUGCUGAAAGCCAAUCUACGGCUGCCAUAAUUCUGCUGGCAUCACUAGUUGAUCGCCCAAUCCACAUUUGCCACGUGGCCCGAAAGGAAGAAAUUAUGAUUAUUAAAGCAGCGAAAGAGCGAGGCAUCAAGGUCACUUGCGAAGUUUGCCCCCAUCAUUUGUUCCUCUCCACUAAUGACUUAGACAGAAUUGGCCGUGGAAAGGCGGAAGUUCGACCGGUCUUGUGCAGUCCAGAAGAUCAACAGGCUCUUUGGGACAACAUGGAUGUCAUCGAUGUGUUCGCUACCGAUCACGCGCCGCAUACAAGGGAAGAGAAAGAGUCGGACAACCCACCUCCCGGAUUCCCAGGGGUAGAAACUAUUCUUCCUCUGCUACUGAAUGCCGUCAACGAAGGACGUCUAUCUGUGGAAGACCUGAUUGCCAAAUUCUACAAAAACCCUCGCAAAAUUUUUAGCCUUCCGGAGCAACCCAACACGUAUGUGGAAGUUGACUUCGAUGAAGAGUGGGUCAUUCCGGAUUGUCCUUCGCAGUCGAAGGCUCGCUGGACGCCAUUUGCCGGAAUGAGGGUGAAGGGACGCGUCCAUCGGGUAGUGCUACGUGGUGAAACUGCCUUCGUUGACGGUGUCGUGCUGGUCAAUCCAGGUUACGGCCAGAACGUUCGCGAGUGGCCGCUGAAGAAGCCAACGGUUACACCUUCGGUGGAAAAGAUCAACACUUCGCUGGACGGGUUGGAUCUGUUGUCGAUUACGAAAUCGCUGGAUACCAGCCGACAAGCUGCGGAUUAUUGGGAAACGGACGGUCAUACGAACGAUGUGUUCAGUAAGCUGUUGGGUGAGGGUAGCAAGUCGCAAGCGAAUUUGGUUGAUCCGCUGUUGAGACCAUAUUCGCCGAUGCCGCGAACGCGUUGUGAUUCCGUGAGUAGCUACUUCAAGGAGACAAUUGCAAGUGGUCCGGGAAUAGUGAAGGAACGGAUUAUCGUCGGGAAACAUGUGCUGAGCGUGGAUAUGUUUAAUAAGGAACAUCUGAACGAGAUAUUCAACGUGGCGACAACGAUGAGAGGCCGGGUGCAGAAGGAUCGUCCGCUGGACGAUUUGCUGCGGGGAAAGGUGAUGGCUUCGGUAUUCUAUGAGGUCAGUACUCGAACGUGCUGCAGUUUUGCUGCGGCCAUGCAGAGGCUCGGAGGUCGUGUGAUCUACAUGGACGAGACCAGCUCAUCGGUGAAGAAGGGUGAAACGCUGGAAGAUAGCAUCCAGGUCAUGUCCGGCUACGCUGAUGUGGUGGUGCUAAGACACCCUGAACCGGGUGCUGUGACGCGGGCAGCCCAUCACUGUCGUAAACCGUUAAUCAACGCUGGGGAUGGAAUCGGUGAGCAUCCGACACAGGCUCUGCUGGACAUUUUCACCAUCCGUGAGGAAAUCGGUACCGUCAAUGGACUAACAAUUGCCAUGGUCGGUGAUUUGAAGCACGGCCGUACGGUGCAUUCGCUGGCUCGUCUGCUAACGUUGUACAACGUCAACCUCUACUAUGUUUGCCCGGAUAACUUAGGCAUGCCGAAGGAUGUGAUUCACUUCGUCAAAUCUAAGGGCAUUCAGCAAUGGUCUUGCACCGCCCUGGAAGAAGUAAUCGACAAAGUGGAUGUUCUCUAUAUGACCAGAAUUCAACGAGAGCGCUUUGCCUCUGAAGAAGAAUACAAAGCCAGCUGUGGCCGCUUGGUGCUGACUCCGCACAUCAUGACCCGCGCCAAACGCCGAAUGAUUGUGAUGCAUCCCCUUCCGCGGGUGUUCGAGAUCAGCAAGGAGAUCGACAUCGAUCCGCGGGCGGCCUAUUUCCGCCAAGCCGAGUACGGCAUGUACGUCCGCAUGGCCCUUCUGGCCAUGGUACUCGGAAAGUGUUAAUCAGAAGAGGAUCGUUUCUUUCUUCUAUAAAUUAUUAUGCACGUGCCACAAACCCAAUCAACAGUGAUCCACCGCAAGCAGCGGAUGGUAGUUUUAAUAUAUGCUCUAUGAAUAUAAUAUACACUUUAUCAUGGUUUUCUAAAUGCUAUCACAUAAAAACUAGAA
This is a messenger RNA of Armigeres subalbatus, 7146 nucleotides long. RefSeq names its product multifunctional protein r (gene rudimentary). Lineage: Eukaryota; Metazoa; Arthropoda; Insecta; Diptera; Culicidae. Gene Ontology annotation, molecular function: metal ion binding; amino acid binding; dihydroorotase activity. The record is from RefSeq and is a predicted model, not a curated record. Bases 304 to 6981 code for a protein of 2225 amino acids. Gene Ontology annotation, cellular component: cytosol; cytoplasm. The transcript has 8 exons. Gene Ontology annotation, biological process: UTP biosynthetic process; L-glutamine metabolic process; L-citrulline biosynthetic process.